This is a messenger RNA of Frieseomelitta varia, 2672 nucleotides long. Its product is annotated as CWF19-like protein 1. The record is from RefSeq and is a predicted model, not a curated record. Lineage: Eukaryota; Metazoa; Arthropoda; Insecta; Hymenoptera; Apidae. The transcript is spliced from 4 exons. Gene Ontology annotation, biological process: mRNA splicing, via spliceosome. The coding region runs from base 263 to 1846 and encodes 527 amino acids. Gene Ontology annotation, cellular component: post-mRNA release spliceosomal complex. Gene Ontology annotation, molecular function: RNA lariat debranching enzyme activator activity.
UCUAAUUUAUAAUUUCAUGAUACACUGAUUAAUAUUACUGAUGAUUCUCGACUCCUUUCUAUUUCCGUAGUUCCCUCCAAUUUUUAUCAGUUAAAACACAGAGACGUUAAUAAUGAGGUGUUAGUUUUACACAGUUGAAAAUAAUAAAAUAAUAAUAGUACGAAGUUAUCUUAAUUGUAAAAUUUAUAAAUCUUUAACACAAUUUUUUGGUCGCAUUAAUAGUAUAUAUAUAUAUACAUAUCUGCUUAAUGAAGUUGAGGUUAUGUUAUUAAAUAUGACUGAAAAACAAAAGGUAUUAAUGUGUGGAGAUGUAGAAGGUCAUUUUAAAUUUUUAUUUAAUAAAAUUGAUGCUAUCAAUAAGAAAAGUGGACCUUUCGAUUUUCUGCUAUGCGUGGGUAAUUUUUUUGGCAAAAACAACGCAGAACUUGAAGACUAUAAGAAUGGUAUAAAAAGUAUACCAGUUCCAACUUAUAUUAUUGGUGCAAACAGGGAUAGUGAUUUAAAUAAUUAUCCAGACAUUGAUGGUUGCGAAAUAUGUCAAAAUCUUACUUAUCUUGGAAAACGCGGAUUGUACACUGCUAGUUCUGGACUUAAAAUAGCUUACAUCAGUGGCAGAGAAAGUAAUUCUUCAGAAGUAAAUCCUGUGUACUUCAAUGAAAAUGAUGUAAUAUCAAUUAAACAGGCAUGUUUGAAAGGCCAACCUAGUUUCCGUGGAAUUGACAUUUUGAUGAGCUCUCCCUGGCCUACUGAUAUUACAAAUUUUGAUCCUAAUAAACCAAACUUUAAAUAUCAUGGUUCAAAAUUAAUUGCAUGGUUGGCUGUUCAAGUAAAACCAAGAUAUCAUGUCUCAGCAUUGGAGGGUAUUCAUUAUGAGAGACCUCCAUACAGGAACCAGAGUUUACAAGAAGGAAAUAUCGAAAUUGCAACAAGAUUUAUAGCACUUGCACCUGUGAUAAACAGUCAAAAAAAGAAAUGGUUGUACGCAUUGCAUUUAACACCUGUUGACAGAUCUCGUUUAUCUGAGUUACUUAUGAAAACUACAGAUGAAACAAAUUCUCCAUAUCCCAAAUCAAUGCUAUCAAGUGAACCAUCAAGAACAAAAUUAGAACAACCAAAACAUACACAGUUUUUUUAUGACAUGGAAUCUCAAGAGUCUACUAAAAGAUCAAAAUUUUCUGGAGGUCCAAACAAAAAACCAAAACGCGAAUUUGAUCAAGCUAAGUGUUGGUUUUGUUUAUCCAGUCCUGAAGUUUCUAAGCAUUUAGUAAUAUCUGUUGGAACAGAAGUAUAUGUUGCACUUGCUAGAGGUGGACUAGUUGAGAAUCAUUUUCUAAUUCUACCAAUAACCCAUCAUCAAAGCCUGUCUAUUCUACCAAAAGAAGUAAACGAUGAAAUUGAACAGUAUAAGAACGCAAUAACCAAAUACUAUGCCACUAUGGAUAAAGUACCUGUAUUUUUUGAACGUAAUUUCAAAACAUCUCAUUGCCAAUUGCAAGUUGUACCUGUUCAUAAAAAUCAAGCACCAGCUUUGAAAGAAACAUUUAAAGAAAUGGCAGAAUGUAAUAAUUUUAAUAUAACAGAAUUACCUUCACACACAGAUUUACAGCAAAUUGCAAAACCAGGUGUUCUAUAUUUUUAUGCAGAAUUGCCAAGCAGAGAAAAACUAUAUUGUAGAAUAAAAAAAGAUUUUCCACUACAGUUUGGUAGGGAAGUAUUAGCUUCAGAUAGAAUAUUAGAUCUUGGCGAUCGAAUUGAUUGGAAAGAUUGUCAAUUGGAUCAAGAGGAAGAAACUGAAUUAGCAAAACGAAUUAGAAAAGAUUUUCAACCAUUUGAUUUAGAUACUUAAAGAUGUACAAAGAUUAUAUUGUAACAUAUGGUUUUUUGUAAAAUAUAUAGAAAAGCUGGAUCCAAUCCACUUAGUUUCAUUUGGAGAGCUAUGUCAAAUAGAUAAUCAUAACAUUCCGUCCUAAACAAAAAAUAUUUAAUGAGUAAAAAUAAAAAAGACAAGUUAGUAUUAAAUUAAUGCAUACAUAGUUUUUGCUUGCUGCCAUGUAUCUCCCCAAACAUAUACACCAUGUCUUCUUACUAAAACGGCACAAGUUUCGGGGUAGGCAAGAAUAGUUUUAUCUAAUUCAUCUUUUAAAUCUUCUUCAAAUGGAGUAUUUUCUAUUAUUGGCACUACUAAUUCUUCAUCAUAACGAUAUGCCUUUCCCAAUUUUUGAUUCCUUAUUCCUACAUUAUAUAAUAUUGAUAUACUUUCAUAAAUAAAUAAAAAAAUGCAUUCAUAUAUAUAAUUGUAUAUAUAAUUUAAUAUACCUUUUAUCAUUUCAAGAUGAGUAACACGAAAUUCUUUUCCAGGCCAGUGUAAUGUUACCAUUACAGCAAAUUUUGAAUGAGUGUGAAUUACAGCUCCAGCAUUUCUCCUUGUAUAUGCACAUAUAAAUAAUGGAGUGCAUUGAGAUUUCUUUAAUUUUUUUUCUUUUGGUGGUAAUUCUAAAUCAUUUCCACUAAUAUCUUGUACAAACAUUUCAUCUGGACAGAUACGUUCUUUUUGAACACCGGAAGGAGCAAUAUAAAUUUUGUCUCUAAAAAUAUUAUUAAAUAUUAACCGGUUAUAAUUUUAAUACAAUUUACAAUUUUAAUAUCGACUAUAAUUAAAAAAUAUUUACCCC